Molecule: messenger RNA, 2828 nt
Organism: Vollenhovia emeryi
Lineage: Eukaryota; Metazoa; Arthropoda; Insecta; Hymenoptera; Formicidae
Exons: 13
Source: RefSeq, a predicted model, not a curated record
AGUUCUGUAGGUACACAGAAUAGUUCUGUACCUACACGGCAACCAUGAACAUCGAGAGAAGCGACUUGUCAUUGUCUAAUCGGUCCUAAUGGCAUCUAACCACAUGUCAUGCGCUGAUUUGUACACUUGAAAAGGGCCAAAACCAAUGGCCGAAACGUAGUGAGAAAAUAAAGGAUUUUUCCUGUAACCAUGCAGUCGUGUCUGAUUUGUACACUUGAAAAGGGCCAAAACCAAUGGCCGAAACGUAGUGAGAAAAUAAAGGAUUUUUCCUGUAGCCAGUCGUGUCGGAUUAUUCACCUGAUUGUUAAUUAAUCGCUGGCGAAUUAACUAUUCAAAUUGUUUCUCAUAUAUUAAAAUUAAUUAAUUGAUAAGGAUCCACAACGUCGCAAACAUUGGGAAACUGCCUUGAACCGGCCCCUCAAAGAUUCAGAAGUUAUUUGCGAAUUGCAUUUUCAAGAAAAAGAUAUUUUGCGCCAAUACAAAAUUCCCUUGCAUGAUGGAUCGAAUUUCAUAAUGAAUAAAGAAAGAACAGAUUUGGCUAAAACAGCAGUCCCUUCUUUUUAUCAUUCGGAUUCUGCAAAAGAAAAUGUUGCUGACAAUUCAGUGAUUAAUAUCGUUCCACAAAAAAAGAAAGGGAAUGUUGCUGCCAUUAAUUCGACCACUUUGAAAAAUACUGAAAAUCUGCGUGUAAUAGAUGCAUACACUAAUAUUGAAAAUCUGCAAGUAAUGGAUGCAUACACUAAUACUGAAAAUCUGCAAGUAAUGGAUGCCUCAGAUUCGGAAAAAGAAAAUGUUACUGACGAUUCAGUGAUCAAUAUCGUUCCACAAAACAAGAAAGGAAAUGUUGCUGCCACAGAUUCGACCACUUUGAAAAAUACUGAAAAUCUGCAAGUAAUGGAUGUAUACACUAAUAUUGAAAAUCUGCAAGUAAUGGAUGCAUACACUAAUACUGAAAAUCUGCAAGUAAUGAAUGCAUACACUAAUACUGAAAAUCUGCAAAUAAUGGAUACAUACACUAAUACUGAAAAUCUGCAUGUAAUGGAUGCAUAUACUGAGUCCUCGACAGUGAUGACCAAUAAUGCUUCACAAAUCAAGAAACAAGCUGUUGCUGAAAAAUGGUUGAGCAUUUUGGAAAAUAUAAAAAAUGUACACCUACCAAAUAAAUGGACUUGCAUGACUUUUCCUAAUUCAGUGGUCAUUGGAAUAUGGAAACCGAAUGGUAAACCCGCAAAACGUCUCGUUGUGAAAUCUGAUUUAACCAUUCAGAUACCCAAGCUGGAGUUCCGAUAUUCACUGUCAGUACUAAAACUCUAUAGUUUACAUCAUGUUCACAGUAGAUUUUCAGUACUGCUGGUGAAUAUUGGAAUCCAAACAUUCAUCGAGAACAAAGAAAUAAAUUUGCCGGGAAUGACUGUCCUAAAUUCUGUAGAGGAUAUUAUGAAAUAUAUUAGCGUACUGCAAUCUGUUCUAUUGUGCCAAGGAAGAGAUAAUGGACAAUGGUUCUCCAAACAAUGCCUGGGAUUUGUUGAUCCUAAAGAUUCAGGGAAAUUAUACUUUGGAAAAUUUCGGUGUGCUCAUUGCCGCAUAAAUUGUUUGAACGAAGUGAUUAGAAAACUACGAAUAAAAUGUACCGCCACGCAAGAAGAGGUUCUGAAGGAACGAAUUUCAACACUGCCUCCCGGGCAACAAGAAGCUAUCAAGACAUGCUUCAAAGCAGCAACAUGCUCUAAAUAUGUUCCUCAUGUCGAUACACUUCAUAAGUACUUACGGCAGACACAAAGUGCAUACGGAUUUAACGAGUCAAUAUUCAAAUGCUUGAGAAAAACAUCAGAACAACUAAAUUCUGAUGAAAGAAGAGGAUCGUUGCUUAUCGACGAAAUGAAAUUGAGUGAAGCAUUGAAAUUCAACCGGUAUAAAUGUCAAUUCGAAGGAUUUGUCGAUCUCGGUGAUUAUACGCCAGAACAUCAACAGAAUGAAACUGGAGAUCACGCUCUCGUUAUUAUGUAUCAGCCAUUCCGUGGUCGAUGGGUUCAGGCUCUUGCAUGCUUUCUAAGCAAGGGGUGUGCGCCUAGCAAUGUCCUGACCUGUUUGAUACUGGAAUUAACAACGGAUGGUGCACAGUGGAAUCGGUCAAUGUGGACAAAAUUCGGAAUCACGGAGGAAAACAUAAGCUGCCAGCAUCCAUGCGAUCCGGACCGGCGAUUGUGGUUUUGUUCUGAUUUUCCACAUCUCAUAAAAAAUUUCAGAAAUUGUAUAGUUGCUUGUAACGAGAUAUGGACACCCGAUGGUAUCGUAAAGAAGAAACAUUGGCUAGCACUAUUAGACCUAGAGCAUAUCGACCUAUUCAAUAUGAAAAUAUCUUAUCGCUUCUCAGCUAAUCAUCUUCAACCAAAGUAUUACCAAAAAAUGAAUGUACCUAUGGCAUUUGAACAUAUUAAGCAUUUUAUCGAGUUCUUGAAUCAGUGGGAAUCGACAGCAAAGAGAAUGGGUCACAAAUAUUUGACGAACAACACUUCAUUAGGAAUGAAUAUCACUUUGAGGGCGACACUAGAAAUCAUGGACUUCCUGUCUUUUCAAUGCAAUUACCAAUACCUGAUGACUUCCCGAUUAAAUCAAGAUGCACUAGAAGGUAGCAAUGUUACAGGAGGAGAAAUGUUGUCAGCGCUGUUGAACGUAGACAUUGACAAAGAAAGAUCUGGUCAGAAAGAAUUUCUAUGCAUACUGGACAGUAUUAUCGAAAACGCUUCUGUUGACCAUCUUGAUCCUUCCAAAGUUGCGAUCUCUGACACAAGGGAAGUAAAAGAAGUUGAUCUAACGCAGUAUACAGG